Apis florea (little honeybee) is the source of this 1144-nucleotide messenger RNA. RefSeq lists its product as uncharacterized. Lineage: Eukaryota; Metazoa; Arthropoda; Insecta; Hymenoptera; Apidae. The record is from RefSeq and is a predicted model, not a curated record.
AUCUCUAACGUAACUUACAAGUGGUCAUGAUUACCAGAUAUCGAUGUUGCGAUAUAUUUUCUUUAAUAUUCUACCUCCUCCUUCGGGGUCCCGAUCACGUAUACGUAAAUGGGCAUGGCCGCCUCAUGGAUCCGCCAGCAAGGAACAGCAUGUGGCGCUUUGGAUAUCCGAAUCCUGUAAAUUAUAACGACAAUGAACUGUUUUGCGGCGGAUAUGCGGUUCAAUGGGUGCAAAAUAAGGGCCAGUGUGGCGUUUGCGGUGACGCAUAUCACUUGAAAGAGCCGAGACCGCACGAAGCGGGUGGCGAAUAUGCAAAAGGCACAAUCGUUAGACAUUACACGGUUGGACAGGAUAUCGACGUCGAGAUUGAGCUUACGGCGAAUCAUUUAGGCAGAUUCGAAAUGUACCUUUGUCCGAAUAACAAUCCAAGAAACGUGGCGACUCAAGAAUGCUUCGAUAGGUAUCCAUUGUACAUAUCCGGAACACGGGAUGUUCGAUUCGAGAUACCCGAAGAUAGCGAAAGAAAAGCUAUAUUUCGAUACAAGGUAACUUUACCCGCCUACGUCACCUGUACACAAUGUGUCGUUCAAUGGAAUUAUUACACUGGUAAUAUGUGGGGUACUUGCGAAAAUGGAACCGAAGCGAAUGGAUGUGGAAGACCAGAGACGUUUAGAAAUUGCGCCGACGUGAGCAUCAUUACCAGUACAGCUGGGGUACCACCCCUCUUCGUACAACAAGACAAUCCCUUUUUGCUCUAUUACAAAGAUUAUCGUUCUCCCAAUAAUAUAUUUCCACUCGUCGUCAGAUCUCAAGUGUGUGUACCCACCCCUCUUUAUCGGCGUAUUCCAGGAAUGAACGAUUGGUGUCAAACCAAUUGUCUUCGCUAUCCACCAAAUUGUCCGCCAACUAUAUGCCAAUGCCCGGAAGUGUGCGAUGCGAUCGGAGAUAUCGGUGGAAAAGACGGUGCGAGUGUUUAUUGCAUGGACAAGUGCCUCGUUUAUCCACCCAAUUGUCCAUCUCAACGUUGUCGUUGUUAUUGAAGAAAUUUCAAUAAUUAUGUACGCGUCAUAUCGAUUGCGAGCAAUUUAUCCUGCAUUCAACAACAAAAUUUCUCUUUUUCGAUAAGCGUAAGCGAGAAUAAAAA